AUGAGGAUCCACGGCACUGAAUCUUGUGACUUCAAGAACAUGAAAUCUCUGGUUAAAUGGUACAUCCCCAACCUCAUAUUCUCAGGACACAGUCAACUUGAGCUGAGAUAUAUACUGCCUUUAGAAAACGUGAACAAAUUCCCAGAUCUGUUCAGUGACCUCAACAGCUUCUCCAACCAGGGAAUUAUCCAUUACGGAGUUAGCAUGACAACCCUGGAGGAUGACUUCCUAAGACUGGAAGAAGAAGCCACAGUGGAUCUAGAAGCGACGCUGAGUCAGGGGGAGAAAUCAGUCAUUAUUGUCAGCAAUCUUUGCAAGGAAUAUAAAAUAAAGCAAGCUGGUUCAGUUUUUAAGAAGAAGAAGAAAAUAGCCACCAAAAAUGUUUCCUUCUGUGUUAAAAAAGGAGAAGUAUUAGGACUUCUGGGGCCCAACGGAGCUGGUAGAAGCACAGCUAUCAAAAUGGUUACUGGAGAGACAACACUGACUGCUGGGAAGGUGCUGAUGAAGAGGGGAGAUGGAGCAACCUUCCACCUCCAGGACCACACAUCCGCCUUCCUGAGGUACUGCCCGCAGGAGGACUCGCUCUGGCCGGACCUCACUGUGCACGAGCACCUGCAGGUCUAUGUGACCAUGAAAGGGGUGUCCAAGGAGGAUACGGCUGCUGCUGUCAACAGGAAGAUGAUUCGUGCUGCCUUGAAAGCCAAGCAGACGGGAGCCAUCCUGAAGAUGCACUACAUGGAGGAGGCAGAGGCGGUGUGCAACCACGUGGCCAUUAUGGUGUCCUGGCAGAUACGGUGCAUUGGCUCCAUUCAGUACCUGAAGAACAUGUUUGGGAAAGGUUAUCUACUGGAAAUUAAGGUCAAGCAUCAAGAGCGCGCUGAUCUUCUCCAUGCUGAGAUCUUGAGGAUUUUCCCAAGUGCAGCACGUCAGGAGUGGUAA
Messenger RNA from Opisthocomus hoazin, 939 nucleotides. Lineage: Eukaryota; Metazoa; Chordata; Aves; Opisthocomiformes; Opisthocomidae. The record is from RefSeq and is a predicted model, not a curated record.